Molecule: messenger RNA, 1482 nt
Organism: Micromonas pusilla CCMP1545
Lineage: Eukaryota; Viridiplantae; Chlorophyta; Mamiellophyceae; Mamiellales; Mamiellaceae
Exons: 1
Coding region: 1-1482 (493 amino acids)
Source: RefSeq, a predicted model, not a curated record
AUGGCGUCGCGGUACUUCACCCCGAGGGUGUGGACGCGCGAGUGCAACCAGCUCAUCUCCCUCGCCGGCGACGCCCUCCUCGACGCGCGCCCGAAGCAGGUGGCGCUCAGCGGACCCGCGGGCUUCCUCGGCUCGCGCGUCCUCGCCGCGCUUCUCGACGCGCAUCACCAUCGCCGCGAAAACGGCCUCGAGCCGGGCGAGGUCGUCCUCCUCUCCUCCUCCCCGGGCAACCUCAUGUCGCGCCUGAUAAACAUCCACGGAUACGAGCGCAUGAACAGCGUCCGCGCGACGCGCGUGGACUACUACUUCCAGCACGACGUGGACAGCUGGCGCGAUCAGCUCGGCAGUCUCGGCAUGGGCGGCCCCGACGCCGUCUUCGUGAACCUCGCCGCGCUCGCGGGGCCGCGGAGCGACCGCCCGGACGCGAUGAUGGCGGUGAACUACCGCGCGCCGGUCGCGGCGGCGCGCGCGUGCGAGGAGCUUAGGUUCGGGCACUGGAUUCAGUCGAGCACGCAGGCGGUGAAGGCGGAGCGCGCGGGUCAGGUGCCGUACUCGCGGUGGAAAGCCAUGGCGGAUUACUCGCUCGCGAGACUCGAGAAGCUGCCCGUGAGCGUGUUCACGCUCGGGCUGCUGUACUGCAAAGCGCAGGGCGUCGUCGGGCAGCGCGGGGACACGCUGAACAUGGUGGACCUGACGCUCCUGCCGAUCACGCCCAUCAUGGGCAACGGGCGCGCGCCGCUGCAGCCGUUGGAGGUUGGAGACGCGGCCGCUCGCGUCGCGUUUUGCGCGCUCACCGAACCCACCGAACGUCCGGUGCAACCGCACCACGAGAACCCGAACUGCGCUAACUGGUCCAGGCCGAAGAUAGACCCGGCGCGGCAGUACACGUGGCGCGCGUACGACGCGGUGGGGCCGGAGACGAUGACGAUGCUGAAGCUCAUGGAGACGUUCGCGGCGUUGAACGGUCGGAAGCUGAACCCCGUGUUCGUGGACUACCGAAACUUUGAAACCGUGCUCAACGUCGCGUCGCUCGGGAACUUGAACCGGCAGUUCGUGUCGCUGCUUCGCUCGGAGCAAGACGCGGAGCGGCCGAUCGUGGGGAACCCGGACGUGUUCGAGACGUUGAUGGGCAAAGACGCGAAACUGUUUCGAAUGGACGACGCGCUGAAGCAGACGGACGGUGACGGCAACGUCAUCGCGAUCAAGCGGCGUUCGUUUCCUUUUCUCGCGAUGACGUCGUGGACGUGGAACAACUUGGGCGUGAUCAUCCCCGGGACGAACCUCGUGCUCGAGACGAUCGGGACGUAUCUAUUCGGGAGACGGUUCGCGAUCGACGAGAGCUGGCGGUGGAUCAGGUUCGGCGCGAUGUCGACGCUGUUGGGCGGGAUAACCGCGGCGUCGAUGCACGCGGGCGCGGAGUUUUCAAAGUGGUGGGGGGAGGUCACCGGCGGCGCCGGGUGGCCGCCGUGGGGUGGGUUCUGA